AUGGUCGUAGUAGCGGCUCCGGACUUCUGGUCCAAUCUAGCCGACAAGGCUCCUUCUAUACCAUCGGUCAAAUCAGUCCUACUUGGUGGCUCCCAAGUCAUCUUAGGCGCUCAGUCUUACUUUGGUGGCCUCGACGUCGGCAACGCACCGUCCUGCUCCAAUCCUCAAUUGAGCUGUCACAACACCUCGGUUGUUGAGGACCUGUGCUGUUUUAAUUACCCCGGCGGCCAAAUGCUGCAAACUCAGUUCUGGGAUACGAAUCCACCCACUGGCCCUGAUGAUGCUUGGACCAUACACGGCCUAUGGCCUGACCGAUGCGAUGGCACUUACGAAGCCAAUUGUGACGACAGCCGCGCAUACCACAACAUUAGGGACAUUCUCGAAUCCUUUGGUGCUACCGACCUCCUCUCGAACAUGACAAUGUAUUGGAAAGAUUACAAAGGCAACGAUGAGACUCUGUGGAUGCACGAAUGGAGUAAACACGGCACUUGUGUCUCCACUCUCAACCCUGACUGCUACUCCUCAUACCGUAGCAAAGAAGAAGUCGUCGAUUACUUUGCCGCCGCUGUGUCGCUCUACACCCAGCGCCCUACAUACCAAUGGCUCUUGGAAGCCGGUAUCGAGCCAAGCACUUCAAAAUCAUACACAAGAGACCAGAUUCAAACUGCCCUGAGCUCGAAACACGGCCGUCCAGUCACACUGGGUUGCAAGGGUGGUAAGCUGGACGAGGUCUGGUACCACUUCGAGGUCCGCGGCAGUGUCCAGACUGGUGUCUUUGAAGCAGCUGAUCCAGAUGGCGGCAAGAGCACAUGCCCAUACAGCGGGAUUCGCUAUCCACCCAAAGCAGCCCGAGGAGGGCGUCCUGCACCAACUCAUACUCGUACUCGUACCCAUGUUCCUGAGCCAACAGGGCCCGCUUUCAGCGGCAGAGGUAACUUGAUUGCCAAAACCGGUGGUAGAAGCAAGGGCUGCAUCAUCUCAGGUGGCUCCUGGUACGACACUAGAAGUUGCGCGCGAUUCCAUGCCACUCAGGAAGAGGAAGGCGGCUUUAGCCUCGAGAGCUCCAAGGGCAAGUGCGCGGUCGUCGACAAUAUAUUCCGCUGUUCAUCAGACAUCUCAGAAGCCACCGUCUUCAGCGGGAGCGACGAUGACACUCUGACUUUCUAUGCCGACGAAGUACCGUACCGCUUCAACAAGAUCGAUAUUUAUGUCGACAAAGAAGGCCAUGGCACUGAAUUGACGGUGGAAUGGCAAGCCGCUUAG
Molecule: messenger RNA, 1263 nt
Organism: Aureobasidium melanogenum CBS 110374
Lineage: Eukaryota; Fungi; Ascomycota; Dothideomycetes; Dothideales; Saccotheciaceae
Product: ribonuclease T2
Exons: 2
Coding region: 1-1263 (420 amino acids)
Biological process (GO): RNA catabolic process
Cellular component (GO): extracellular region
Molecular function (GO): ribonuclease T2 activity; RNA binding
Source: RefSeq, a predicted model, not a curated record